GCGCGUUCCUUAUUCCCUACCUAGUAUGCGUGGUCGUGGCUGGAGUACCUCUCUUCUUCCUGGAAGUAACCGUCGGACAAUUCAUGGGAGUCAGUGGAUUCAAGGCUUGGAAUAUUUGUCCAAUCUUCCAAGGUAUCGGCGGUGUUACAACUACAGUAACAUUCUAUCUCAACUGUUACUAUAACGUGAUCAUCUGCUGGGCCCUGUACUACGUGUUUUCCUCCUUCACCUCCGAGCUUCCCUGGAAGUCGUGUGGCCACGAGUGGAAUACGGAACACUGCUACGACUUCACUACUGUCAACAAGACAGUUGUCAAUAUGACUGGUGUCAAUGUGACAGGUGUCAACCUCGCCAAACAGUACAACGCCGGAACAAAUUCCACAGCCAAUGUCACAGGGAUUCCACUGAUCAGAGUCGAUCCCGUCAAUGAGUUCUGGGAAAGGAAAGUGUUAGGUUUAUCGGACGGGAUCGAGAACAUGGGGACAAUCAAAUGGGAUCUGGCUUUGUGUCUCCUUUUGGCCUGGGUUAUCGUUUACGUGUGCAUCUGUAAAGGAAUACGAUCGUCUGGUAAGGUGAUGUACGUAACGGCGACAGCCCCGUACUUCUUUAUGACGGCCCUUCUCAUACGGAAUUCUACGCUAGAUGGCGCUAUCGAUGGGGUUAUCUACUAUCUCAAACCAGACAUAGCAAAACUUUCAGACGUCGGGGCAAGUAUUUACGUACCUGUUGAUUAGCUCAUCUUUUGAUCUAUUAACUCUAUUCGAAGGUCAUGUUACAUAACUCUUCAAUCAUGUACAUGUCAUAAGGUUGGUUCGAAAUCCGAAGUCAAAAUUCGCAUACUAAUAUUACAAUCAUCAAAAGGUCCAUCAUUAAAUCCAAUACUACAUUCCAGCCCUUUGAUCAAUCUGAAUAAAAAAAUGAUACACUCCUACCCUUGGACAUAAUCCUAAACUCCGAUAUUACAAUCCUACCCUAGAGCACAAUCCUCAACUCCUACAUUACACUCCUACCCUUGGACAUAAUCCUAAACUCCGAUAUUACAAUCCUACCAUAGGACACAAUCCUAAACUCCGAUAUUACACUCCUACCAUAGGGCACAAUCCUAAUCUCCGAUAUUAUACGUCUACCCUAGGGCACAAUCCUAAACUCCUACAUUACACUCCUACCCUUGGACAUAAUC
Molecule: messenger RNA, 1180 nt
Organism: Pecten maximus
Lineage: Eukaryota; Metazoa; Mollusca; Bivalvia; Pectinida; Pectinidae
Product: sodium- and chloride-dependent betaine transporter-like
Exons: 4
Biological process (GO): sodium ion transmembrane transport
Cellular component (GO): membrane
Source: RefSeq, a predicted model, not a curated record